Messenger RNA from Aspergillus nidulans FGSC A4, 1083 nucleotides. RefSeq names its product putative mitochondrial carrier protein. Gene Ontology annotation, biological process: S-adenosyl-L-methionine transmembrane transport. Gene Ontology annotation, cellular component: membrane. Bases 1 to 1083 code for a protein of 360 amino acids. The transcript has 4 exons. Lineage: Eukaryota; Fungi; Ascomycota; Eurotiomycetes; Eurotiales; Aspergillaceae. The record is from RefSeq and is a predicted model, not a curated record.
AUGAUGACAUUCAACACCUACGCCCAAACCCUUUACAUCCUGUACACUACCCUCGACAUUUGGCUGUCUGGCGCAGUCGCAGUUGUAACAGUUGAUUUCCUCGUCUACCCCUUCGACACGCUCAAGACUCGCGUCCAGUCGCCACACUACGCAGAAAUCUACAAAGAUGCAGCCACGAACACGAUCAAGAAGGGUGUGCUCUUCCGCGGGCUAUACCAGGGUGUUGUCAGCGUUGUGCUGAGUACAAUUCCAGCUUCAGGAGCAUUCUUUACAACUUACGAAACCGUAAGGUCUACCCUCAACCGAACUAAGCAAGCUUCUGCCAUACCAUUUCUUCAAUCAGUCCCCGCACCCGCGAUAAACGCCAUCUCCUCAUCCACUGGUGAAAUGGUCUCCUGUCUCCUCCUUACACCUGCCGAAGUCAUCAAGCAAAAUGCGCAGGUUAUCAACAACUCACCAAGCGCCAACAUCUCUGAAAAGCUAAAACAAGGUGGAACCAGCGUAACCCUCCAAGUUCUCAGACGCUUCAAGCAGCAACCUUGGAAAUUGUGGAGUGGGUACUCGGCGCUUGUAGGACGGAAUUUACCGUUCACAGGGAUCAAUUUCCCGAUCUUUGAGGCGAUCAAGGGGUACCUUGUUGAGAGGCGGCAUCGGCAGCAAGGGUAUAUCGAACAUAGUGGUGCUGGUGCUGGUGCUGGGAAAGAAAUAGGAACACAGAAAGAAAGCCAAGAACCAGUCUAUGAGCGCGCAGUCCUCACAGGUAUAGCGGCGAGUAUAUCUGGUAGCAUCGCAUCUGUGAUUACGACGCCAAUUGAUGUCGUUAAGACGCGGAUGAUGUUGGCUGCUAGUGGCAACCGUCCCUCUUCUGCUUCAGGCGGGAAGGAGGUACCAAAGAAGCUGGGUAGUAUCUGGGCCGUUGGGAACCAGAUCUUCAAAGAUGAAGGAAUGAAGGGUCUUUUCCGGGGCGGAGCGAUUCGGGUCGUUUGGACGGCAAUUUCGCUCAGUAUCUAUCUAAGUAUGUAUGAGGGUGGUAAAUUUUUUCUGGAGAAGAGGAGGAUGCGAAAGGCUGAACAGGAUACCUAG